GUGAUACCGAUGGUGAGUAUCGAGUCUGAGGAGGAGGGGUCCAUUUGUCUGUCAUCGUCACGUGUAUCACGUGUGUUACGGCGGAGCGACUGUGAGACCAUCCAGCGGCCAGACUCGGACUAGCCUGAGGCUUGACAUUAUUCAGACCGCACUUGUUCAGAGCCAACGCAGCGGCCGCCUGGUCGUCCAUUCCACAACGGCCAAGUCUGCAUACCUUCCGCUCAGGCCUUCUGUGGAACGCAAUUAAUGGCUCGGCCGGCUACUAUGACGUCUCUGCCUAUCUGGCUGCUCGCACUGGUUUUGCCUGUACUUGCUCAUGAACACCACGACGAACUCACGGAGGAGCAGUCGAAUGCACCAAUUGAUACAAUCCUCUGGCUCCAUAUAUGUGUGCAGACACUCGUCUGGGGUGUUCUGUUCCCGACGGGUAUGGUACUCGGGCUCUCGCGCAGUCGUUGGCAUGUUCCUCUGCAAAGCGUGGGCUUCCUCCUGACCAUAGGGGGCUACAUCUUAGGCCAUGCGCAUGGCGGGCGUGCCUUCCUAGCCGGCGUACAUGGAACCAUGGCCAACAUCAUGCUCAUCCCCAUCGCGCUUCAGCUCGCUCUCGGAAUCUACCUCAAGCUUCAUAUCCAUGAGCGAACUCUGCGCCCAUACGCAGUUGUUGCACACGGUAUUGUGGGUAAGGCCUACCCCGUAAUCGGCUGGACGCAGAUGCUCUUUGGCGCGAUCACCGUCCGAGGAUACUGUCGUGGCGGGCACCUUGGGCAGUGCCUCGCACACUACAUCAUGGGAAGCGGCUUCAUCGCGUACGGAAUCAUCCUCGCCAUUCUACUGCUCGUCGGAGAGACGUGGAUCAGACGGAGCGGGCGCAGUCCCGAGUGGUGGGAUUCUUGGGUUAUCACGCUCUGGGGUAUCGUCAACACAUUCACGGAACACCAUGGCUCGGGGUGGUCGGUGAAGGAUAUGCAGCAUACCAUUCUAGGUGUACUCUGGUGGACAGGAGGCGCUCUGGGCAUCUUCCUAUCGCGGAACAACCAACGUUCUGUCGUGCCUUCCUUGAUCAUCAUACUGACUGGUUGGGCGAUGUCGCAACACGCACAGGCACUGAUGCUCUCCACGAAGGUGCACUCGGUCUUUGGAUACACCUUGAUGCUGGCUGGUCUCGCCCGGAUCAUCGAAGUUUGCUUUGUUGUGCCAAAGUAUGCGCCGCUGGAGGAAGGCGACAGUCAUAGCGAGCAUACACUCGCGGAAGGUGGCAGGGACGAGGGGCCCACUGCAGCGUCUGCUGGACGUGCGUUCAGGCAUUUGCCCUCAUUCCUGCUCGUCUGUGCAGGUCUACUUUUCAUGUCUGCCACGGACGAGGAACUCGACUUCGUGCACGACGAGGGCAUGGACCACGUCACUUACGUGCUCAUCAUGUUGAGCAUUGCGUUCAUCCUCUACACGCUCAUCGUCGUCCUGAUCAACCUCUACUCAACGAGCGGGCGCAACGCGGCCUCGUCAGUUAAGGAGAACGCCAUCGAGCUGACUACGCCGACCUCGAAGUGGUAUGCGCCUGUGCCGGGUGCGGACGAGGUGGAGACUGAACCAAUACACGUCAUCGGAGACGAGGACUAGGUCUGGCGUCGGUGGACGAAGCUGAGGUUUGUAACUUAUUCUGACAUACUGAUGGCGAUGGAUUCCAACGGAGUUGUUGUUGUUUACUAGUGUCUAAUACGUAGAUAGCCUGCGGGAUCGGUUUCCCGUACAUUCUGCCUGGCUCGCUUGACUGCGGUGUGAGUUCGAAGUACCUACACAAUGGGGUGGCGGUACUUAUUUGAGACAUGGU
Molecule: messenger RNA, 1828 nt
Organism: Fomitopsis serialis
Lineage: Eukaryota; Fungi; Basidiomycota; Agaricomycetes; Polyporales; Fomitopsidaceae
Exons: 14
Coding region: 247-1617 (456 amino acids)
Source: RefSeq, a predicted model, not a curated record